AUGGGCUGCUGCCAGAGUUUGCCAUCGGUCACAGUGGAUGUGCCGCGGGAUGUGAGCACCACCGACCGCCAGAUCUUCCGCCAGCAAUCCUUUAUCGACGGCUGCAAGUUGCUGCCAUUCACGGCCGCGUGCCCGGCGUCCUAUCCCUAUGAGUGGCAGACCCUGAUCGCCUCCGGCCCAGGGUAUCUCUUCGUCGCGGCCUUCGAGGGCGUCAACGGGGCGGCGGCGGCGCGCCACUGCCGCGACAACGCGCACCGCAAGCUGCAGGCGGCGCUGCGGGGCGGGCUGGACCCGGAGGCGGCGCUGUGGGCGAUGUGGGGGGAGCUGGACAGCAGCUUCCUGGCGGGACGGGAGCCGGACGUGGUCAAGGCCUCCGUGGGCGCCACCGGUGUCGCGGUGUACCUGGACACGCGCAGCGGCCUCUGCUACUCGUCGCGCCUGGGCAGCCCCGGGUCCUUUUUGGCGCGCUCCAGGGGGGCCUUCAGCAGCGUGCGCGUCGAGGUGGUGCCCCUGGCAACAACCGACCCGCAGAGUGCCACCUACUCGGAGAUGGUGCGGCGGCAGCAGGCGGCCGCACGUGGCGCAGCGCCGCGCGGCCCGGACCAGCAGCCGCAGCAGCAGCGGGCGCGGCGUGAGCAGGGGCAGGACGAGGCCGCGGCCUGGCAGGCGUACGCGCUGCCGGAUGAGCUGCAGCCGGGGUCGGCGGGCCGCGCGGUGCCGACGCAGGUCGUCGGCUGCGGGUACGGAAAGAGUGCGCGGCUUCUGGCGGUCUGGAUUAAGGAGCGGCGGGCGGCACGGGGGCCCGGUGCGGUGCCGGAUGCGCUGCCCCAGGUGCCCUUCCUUUCCUCAGACUGCGAGGUCACUGUCGAGCGCCUGUCGCCCUCUGACGAGAUGCUGGUGCUGCCCAGCCGCGCCCUGGGGCAGCUGGUCUCACCCCAGGAGGCCGCGCUGGCGGCACACACCUUUGGCGCGACGCAGCUCGCGGCCCUCAGGGAGGCCUUCGUCCAGGAGGCUGGCCCUGACGGGGCGGCGCACGCGCCAGGCGCGGUGCCCAGCGACGCGCGCCUGCGGGAGGGCAACGUCGCGUCUGCUGUGGUGCACCGCGCUGUGGAGAAAGCAGUGGCAGCCCACAACCGCGCCUACAGACGGCAGCUCGAUGCCGCAGUGCUCAAGGCGCUGCCCCUGGCGAUUGACCUGCCCUCCCUGGCGCCUGCCGGGGGCGCUGCGGGGGCGACGCCGGUGCUGCCGGCGUGGUGCUCCUCUGGCGGCCUGUCCAAGGGGGACGUGCUGGGGGGAGACCUGGGGUUGCUGCUGGUCUGCCUGGACUGGCCGGGGUGA
Molecule: messenger RNA, 1338 nt
Organism: Monoraphidium neglectum
Lineage: Eukaryota; Viridiplantae; Chlorophyta; Chlorophyceae; Sphaeropleales; Selenastraceae
Exons: 8
Coding region: 1-1338 (445 amino acids)
Source: RefSeq, a predicted model, not a curated record